GCGCGAUCUUUUGACGUCAUCUCCAUUCCAAACAUGCCCUGAAAUUCCUGGAUAUUCGAUAACAUAUUGUACAUAAAUCUUUUCAUUUGACACCGAUUUUCAAAUUAUUUUGUGGGAUAUAUUUUAGGGGUUUUCGUCAAAAAUGCCUAGUUCAAGAAGAAAGAUACUCAAACACGUUAUGUCCAACAUUUGGACCAGAAUGCACAGAACAAAGCAAAUUCCUAGCGACAUCAUGGAAACUCCACUGAAUCGUUGUUUGAAUACUUUCGAUAUUACUUUGUUAGGCAUCGGACACAUGGUAGGGGCUGGAAUAUACGUUUUGACAGGGACAGUGGCAAGGGAUAUAGCUGGACCUGGCAUAAUAUUUUCAUUUUUGCUAGCAGGCUUGGCCUGUAUAUUAUCAGCAUUAUGCUAUGCAGAAUUCGGAACAAGAAUACCUAAGGCUGGAUCUGCUUACAUCUACACCUACAUCAGCAUUGGCGAGUUCUGCGCAUUCGUUAUUGGUUGGAAUAUCUUACUAGAACACAUGAUAGGGGCGGCAUCUGUGGCAAGGGCAUGGAGUGGCUAUGUGGAUUCACUUUUCGAUGGCAUCAUCAGCAACACAACAAUUGCAUUUACAGGAGAAUUACAUGAAGCCCUUUUUGGGCGUUAUCCUGAUGUACUCGCCUGCUUGGUAUGCCUCACAUACGCCUCGCUUCUAGGCAUCGGAGUCAAGGGAUCCGCCAUAGUCAACAGUAUCUUAACAAUGGUCAACUUAUGCGUUAUGGGUAUCGUAAUAACCGUCGGAUUUUACUACGCCGACUGGGACAAUUGGACAGAAGUGAGAGGAGGAUUUCUACCGUAUAAACUUGAAGGUGUAAUUGCUGGGGCUGCCACCUGCUUCUAUGCUUUCGUAGGAUUCGAUAGCAUCGCUACUUCUGGGGAGGAAGCUAAGAAUCCCAGUUUUUCCAUUCCUGUAGCUACAAUAAUAUCUAUGGGGAUUGUUACCUUGGGUUAUGUACUAGUAGCUGCUGCCUUAACUCUUCUGAUACCGUACCACGAUAUAAACCCUGAGGCAGCUCUACCUGAAGCCUUCGCACACGUUGGUAUGCACUGGGUGAAAUAUGUGGUGUCCCUAGGGGCCCUUUGUGGUAUGACGACAACUCUAUUUGGGUCCCUAUUCUCUCUUCCAAGAUGUAUAUAUUCCAUGGCACAAGACGGCCUUCUAUUCGGUUUUCUAGGGAAUGUUAACGAUAAGACCCAAGUACCAUUGGCUAAUCUAGUAAUAUCAGGAGUUCUCACCUCCCUUAUAGCCUUGAUGUUCGAUCUGGAGAAACUGGUAGAAUUCAUGUCGAUUGGUACACUUCUAGCCUACACUAUAGUGAGUGCCUCAGUCAUCAUACUGAGGUAUAGGCCUAAUUACGAAGCUAGCAAAAGAAUCGUCUCAUCUCCCAAUUCCGAAGGCUCGAUGUCUUCAGAAUUAACCAGCCCCAGUAGUGAAAUUGUGAAUUUAGCUGGUACUUUGCGGGUGCAAUAUAGCUGGUUAGCUCCAGUCCUGGGCAGAUGCAAGGCGGGAUCUGCAGUAUGCAUGUCAACUUUAGUGUUCAUACUCUUCAGUACAGCUUUAUGCAUUAUGCUCCACGUUUCCAAUUAUGAUCUGGAGUAUGGAACGUGGUGGUCAAUUGGUUCGAUUUGUUUCUUCAUAUUCGUCAUGGCAUCGUGCCUGGUUGUGAUUAUCGCACAUCAUCAAAACGAUUCAGCCAACUUGAAAUUCAAAGUUCCGAUGGUACCCUUGAUGCCUGCUCUGAGUAUAUUAUGCAAUAUCGAAUUCAUGAUCCAUUUGAAUAUUCUGACCUGGCUAAGAUUCUUCGUAUGGAUGGUAUUAGGAAUGCUCAUUUACUUCCUUUACGGCAUUCAUCAUAGUAAAAUGGAAGAUUUGAGCACCUCCUACUCUGUACUGAUGACUUCAUCGGAAGCAGUGAAAGAAAAAUGGGGAUCCACCACUAGGACGAACUUAAAACAAACUUUGUUCAAGAGGAAAGCUUCAGGUGACCGCAGGGCAAUCAUAGAUGACGAAGAUAGUGACUGAGAAUAUUAAUCCCACAUAUUUUUUAUGUUAGGAUACUUUUGAUAGUUCAAACGAAAGGACAAUAGGAUUAUAGGAACUAUGAAAGACGCCGAGAGCCUUAUCCAUGUAAUCAAAAUAAUAUUCGAGAGGUAUAUGUGUGAGUUUAUCAUGAAUAAACAUUUUUAUUUUCUAAUAUUGAAAGGUAUAGUUUGAGAAAAAAAGGUACGAGAUAUUAUAUUGCUGUUAUAGAUUUUCGACGCACAAGUAGGGACUGAUAAUCUGACGCUUAUAUAAUGACUAAUCUGAGGCAAAAUCGCACAUUUAUUAUGUAUGUUUUAGUUGAUUUUUGUUAAGCCACUAUUUCAGUUCAAUCUUUUAUUAUAUUUUCUACAUUUAAGUUGAUUGUAUGAUAUAGCUAUAGGUUUUCCGAACGAGAGACUAUUAUCAUUGUUAUCUCUUAUUACUUUUAGGAGAAUUUAUUGAAAAAUUUUAAUCCAAAUUAUUAUAGUGUGCGUUUCAUAUGUUGAGAUUUGGACAUGUUGAAUAAAUGCAUAUUUUGGUUUA
Messenger RNA from Coccinella septempunctata (seven-spotted ladybird), 2611 nucleotides. Its product is annotated as cationic amino acid transporter 4. NCBI's taxonomy places the organism in Eukaryota, Metazoa, Arthropoda, Insecta, Coleoptera, Coccinellidae. Gene Ontology annotation, biological process: transmembrane transport; amino acid transport. Gene Ontology annotation, molecular function: amino acid transmembrane transporter activity. The transcript is spliced from 6 exons. The record is from RefSeq and is a predicted model, not a curated record. Gene Ontology annotation, cellular component: plasma membrane. Bases 143 to 2068 code for a protein of 641 amino acids.